Messenger RNA from Zophobas morio, 2186 nucleotides. RefSeq lists its product as uncharacterized. The transcript has a single exon. NCBI's taxonomy places the organism in Eukaryota, Metazoa, Arthropoda, Insecta, Coleoptera, Tenebrionidae. The record is from RefSeq and is a predicted model, not a curated record.
UGACGUUCGUGAUUUGACAUUUGACAAGUUAAUAAAUGUCAUGCAGAAGUAAGUAAACAGUUUCCGAAAUAAUUAAAAUCAAAAAUCAAACCGUGAUAACAACUGUUAUUUUUAAUAAAGGUGUGGACAACGUCGGACGUGGAUUUAAUGUAGAAACAAAAAAGUAAAAAAUCGUGAUCGAGAAAAUUGCCGGUGCUCAUUGAGCACAGACGUACUUCUGUGUUUAUUUAAAUACAAACAUUUCGUUCUAUCGUUAAUUACAGAAAUAAUGGCACAUUCAUCACAAGGAGUUUACUCACCUCUACCGCAAUCAAUCAGUGAUUCCGACUCAGAAAAAGAAUUGCAUAUGGACGCAGUCUGCCCAAAUUAUUCAAAGAAAGCAGUCCAGAAUGGAGAUAGUUUUGAUCUUAAGAGAAAAUUACAUAACAAUUCUACCAGCUUUAUUCAUCUUGGAGAUGAUUUGCUACAAAUCAAACGAGGCCCUCCUAAAAUGUCAACUCUUCGUAAAGUAGCUUUCGUCGCAUCUAUUAUUCUAUGUCUUUUACCAAUAGUAGUAUUUUUGUGGUUCUUGCCCUGUUCUGCAUCACACACGUGUCCAGUAAAAACAAACAACUGGGAAAACAAGCAAGAUGACAUUGAAUUAAAGGGGGAUAUUAACUUGGUGCAUGGUUUAAAUCAAAACAAUUUAAAUCUUGCAAUUCUUUUUCAAGGAGAUGUUCGCUCUUCAAAAAUUUUAAAGAAUGGAGCCAUUUCGUUUUUGGGAAACAGUGGAAACGUGGCCUGGUAUUUCUGACAAGAGGUUGUUCCUAUUAGGUUAGAUUGUUCUCUUCUAGAUGUAGAUGGCAAUGGCGUUAGUGACUGUCUAUUGCUAGAUGAGAGGGGCUUAAAAGCUAUUGAAACAAUUUCGGGACAAGUUAUCUGGCACGCCCAUAGUCAUGAAGAGAGAACAACUAUUAACCGAUUAGAUUUUCCCACUCAGUUACCAGAUUUCAACGGCGAUCAUGUAAAUGAGCUAGUCGCAAUUUUCAAUAGAAGAACCUUGAUGUUAAUUUGUGGCAAAUCCGGAAAAGCGAUCAGCAAUGUAAUAAUAAAUAACUGUGAUGAGAUUUCUGAUCUCACAAGCAAAAAUAGUCAGCUUCUUUUUACCUGCAUAAAUGAUCGUAGCAUUACUACCAUGAAAAUUGCAUUUGCUCUUAUGAAGAAACGUUACAAUAAUGCUUCUUUGCCCAUUUUACCAAUAAAAACGCAAAAUCCACCGGACGAUGAAAACACAUACACAGUUGAAAACAGAAAGUUAACAGUGAAUAAUGGAGGAGUUUGUCCAGAUUGCCAUGCAACUGUUGAUUUAGCUGAAGCUAAUGCAAAAAAGAAAAAGACUUGGCAAUUUAACAAUGCUUACAUUAUGAAUCCUAAAGUAUUUCAUUUUCAAGCCACUCAGUCAAAUUUAGAUUUGUUUAAAGGCCACAUUAAUGGUUUUAUUCUUAAGAUAUGGCAAUGGCCAGCCACAAACGUAGCUAGUAAAAGAAAUUCAAAUUAUAAAUCUGUCAAACGUUCAAUAUUUUCAAAAAAUACAACAUAUGUUCCAAAUGUAAUUAGUGAGAGGGUUGUACUUAUCACGUUUAAUAGUACCAAUGUGCAUGUAAUUAAUGCCAGUUUGACUGAAAUUAACCAACUAUGUUUGCCGUCUGACAAAGAAUAUGUAUGUCAGCCUGACCUGAGAAGCCAAGAAAACUCGAUAUUAGUAGGUGAUUUGGAUCAGGAUGGAAGUCAAGAACUAAUAAGUUAUUCAAGUGGUUUUGUUAAAAAAGAAGAUUCGGAGGAGUGGUCUUUGGUUUCAAAUAUAAAAGUCAUACGCUUGGAAGCUGAGUUACCAAAGUUAUAUGAAGAAAAAUAAAUGUAAUUUUAACGUCGACUUUGUAGUCUUUCUAGGAAAUAUGUGAUCAAAUUUCACAGUAGAUGUUUAAUCUUUUGAAACACCAAAGUAUUGCUGAUUUCAUGUCUUCAGUUGAUCUGUUGUUAACCUAGAUUUUUCUCUAAGCUAUGUGUUAUUCUCAAGUGUAUACUACAUAACUAAUUUAUAUGUGCCUGUUUAUAUUAAUACAUACUUAUAUAUAUAUUUGUGAAUACUUAUCAAUAUUUAAAGAUUGUUAUAUUUUGUUAGUGUGCAAUAAAGUAAAAUUCUAAAA